AUGCCACGGCAGUCUUUAGCAGCAGACACCACCGCGACCGCCGCAACAAAAACAACAACAACAACAACAACAAGCUGUCCGUCUCCACAAUCACUUCUUGAAACCAUAAUCCGUGCGUACUCGCUACAAGAUUUCGUACCGGGGUAUACGGAACGACAGAGGGGGAUUGUUAAUUCCGGGAAUGGGGAUGUGACGUUUUCUACACCUCAUGAGACGGCGAUAAAUACUUUUUCUGCUUUGUUUUCUGUUGCUGCUGCUGUUAGGGGGAGACCUGGGAUUCCCGUUGAGAGGUAUGGGAAGGAUGGAGCGGGGAGAGGGGUUGGGGAGAUAUUAAGGGAGGGGGAGGGGGAGGGUGGUUCUGUUUCUGGUUCUACUUCUACUUCUACUUCUACUUUUACUGGUGAGGGGAAGAAAGUUGUUAAAUGCUACGACGAAGGGUUUACGCAUGUGAAGAGGAUAUAUAAUCAUGUUGCGAAUAAGACGGGGGAGCAGAUGGAUAGAUUGUUAGAUGAGGUUUUGAAGGCUGGUGGGGAAGGGUAUGUCCCUGGAUGUACGAGUGGGGAUUUUAGGAUUGAGUUGGAGGCUGAGGAUGGGGAGGCGGUGGGUUGUGAGGGUGAUGAUGAUGAUGAUCUGUCUAGGGUUAUUAGUGUACCUGUUAGGGCACCGAAGAGGGAGACUGUUAAGAGGAAUUCGGGGGUGAAGGGGAAGUCGAAGGUGCAGGGGAAGAAAGGGGGGGUAGUGGUGGCUGGUGGGAAGGGGAAGAAGGGGGCUGUGGUGGUUGAGGAGGUUGUGGAGACGUUGUUACCGUCGUCGUCAUCAUCACGGCCGGCAGCUCAGAGUUCUAAGGCUUCAACAUCAUCGCCAUCGACGGUGGCAGCGGCAGCAGCAGACCAUUCCUCGUCGUCGUCGGCAUAUGCAGAAAUCCAUCUCCACCGAUUCAUCGCCAUCUCCUCGAUUCCAUAUUACAAAUACCUAGAUUUAUCAUCUUCCUCCCGUCUACAAUUCUCCGACGCAUCGUCAAACUCCUCGACCCUCCCAUUCCCAACGGUAACCUACUACGCUCUCCGAAUAAUCCAACGAUGGCUUUACAACCCUCUAAGAAUCGGACAAGCAAUCGAAGAAUUCGAUCCAAACGCCCACUUUUAUUUACUCUCGAAUUGUAAACGACAAGAUCGUAAUCAAUACCCUCCACCGCUCGCAACCGCAAAAGGGAUGAUCGAAGUCGCUAGAGCGGCUGAUUAUCUAGGAAUCUCGGAGUUGGCGGAAUGGAGCGGGAAGAUGUUGAGGAAGAUGUGUCAUGGUUUGUCUAAAUGCGGCGGAGGAGGUUGUAGAACCAUGGUCCCGUUCGUUUUCGAUGAGAUUUAUAAAAGUGGAGGGAUGGGGUUGGAGGAACAGUUGAGUGUGGAUAUUAAGGAUUUCCUGGUGAGGAAUGUGGAGAGUAUGUGGAAGAGACCGGUGGUUAUGUUGAAUGAUAAGUGUUUGGAGGAGUUGGUAAGGGCGUUUAGGGAGUUACAUGCCGGAUGUGGAGUGCCUUCUACGGGGGCUGGGUUGAAUAUGAUGGGGAAAGCGAUGAAGAAGGGGAUUAUUGGUAAGGAAGUGAGACUUGGGAAAGAGGAGGAAGUUGUAACGAGGCCGUUACAUUUGUGGCAUGUAUAUUUGGAAUUGAAUAGAGUGAGAGUCUCGGUUAUGAUGUCGGCGUCUGGGACUACGAACCGAUGGAUGGAGAAAUUGUUAGGACCGGCGAUGGAACAUUGUGUUCAUGAGAUCGCGAGGGGGUUUAAUGAUCCGAGACUUGCGGCGGAUUUGGCGAGUAAAAUGGAAGAUGGGAGUUUUCAAAAGGAUGUGGUGGAGGAGAUGUUGAUGAUGGUUAGUAUGAGUAGUAUUAUUACUACUACGGAAGUCGGAAUACCGUUUGAGAAGGCACCGUUGAAUAGACGGACUGUUAAACCUGUCUUUGAAGGGGUGGUGAACUUGAGGAAGUUUACGGGGGGUGGUGGGGGGGAUAAUGAGGAGUUGGGGAAAGCUGAGAAGAGGGUUUUGGAGUUUUUGGGGAGGGAGUGGAUGACUAUUGUCGUCGGAGGGGAAGGGAAGGGUGGGGAAAGUGGGUUUGCUGGGUGGAGACCUGCGAUGUUGACGGUUUUGAGUAGGAAGCUGAGGCUUUCUGUGGAUGAUCUUUUGGGGAAAGGAGCUAGGAAAGGGAUGGCAAUGCAGAUUUCUGCUGGAGGGAGGUCUAGAGGUGGGAGGAUGGUUAAGGAUAGUUUUGGGAAUGAUGUUAUGGUUGAUAGUAGGGAAUUUAGGAGGACUGAAGUUGAUAUUGAACCUGAGGAGGAGGAAGGGGAGACUGCAGGUGGUUCUUCGAGGAGUUUGAGGGCUGAAGCUGAGGCUUUUGUACCUUCUGGAGGAGUUAUGGGAGUCGAUGGGGAGUCGAAUUGA
Molecule: messenger RNA, 2433 nt
Organism: Orbilia oligospora ATCC 24927
Lineage: Eukaryota; Fungi; Ascomycota; Orbiliomycetes; Orbiliales; Orbiliaceae
Exons: 1
Coding region: 1-2433 (810 amino acids)
Source: RefSeq, a predicted model, not a curated record